Messenger RNA from Magnusiomyces paraingens, 450 nucleotides. Its product is annotated as 60S ribosomal protein eL24. NCBI's taxonomy places the organism in Eukaryota, Fungi, Ascomycota, Dipodascomycetes, Dipodascales, Dipodascaceae. The transcript has a single exon. Gene Ontology annotation, cellular component: cytosolic large ribosomal subunit. The coding region runs from base 1 to 450 and encodes 149 amino acids. Gene Ontology annotation, molecular function: mRNA binding; structural constituent of ribosome. The record is from RefSeq and is a predicted model, not a curated record. Gene Ontology annotation, biological process: cytoplasmic translation.
AUGAAGAUUGAAAUUGACUCCUUUUCCGGCGCCAAGGUCUACCCUGGCAGAGGCACUCUCUUCGUCAGAGGCGACUCUAGAAUCUUCAGAUUCCAGUCCUCCAAGACUGCUUCUCUUUUCCACCAGAGACUGAACCCCAGAAAGAUUUCCUGGACCGUUGUCUACCGCAAACAGCACAAGAAGGGUAUCACUGAGGAGGUUGCCAAGAAGCGCACCCGCAAGACUGUCAAGAACCUCCGUGCUGUCGGUGGUGCUUCCGUUGAGGUCCUCAAGGAGAAGCGCAGAGCUGGUAUUUCUGUUCAGUCCAAGACCCAGGCUGCUCAGGCUGCUAAGAAGAAGGAGCGUGCUGACAAGGCCAAGAGCGCUGUCGCCCACUCCAGAGGUGCUCCCAAGGUCUCUAAGCAGCAGGCCAAGGGUGCCCAGCAGAAGGUCCAGGCCACUUCUCGUUAA